CAGGGUUUAAAUGGAGUCCACCACCUUCAUGGAUAUGAGAGGGCACCAGGUGUCACUGUAGAGUCAUCGAGGAAAUUCCCAAUUUGGCUGUUUUGAUCAGUUGCCAUUGCCAACCUCUAAAUAUUUCACUUUUAAACAUAGUUAAAAUGUGUUUUUAUUAUGAUAAAAUCGUCUACAAAAGAUAAACUUGGUUCCACAUAUUUUGGGAGCUUUGUCACAACCGUGGCUCCUGUCCGUCCAGCAGCCCAAAUAUAUACAUUCGCCAUGACAACUGAAAGAAGGGGCUCUGGGGUUAGAUCACAUCAUAGGACUAUGGUUCAGUCAGUUUGUUUAUGGAAUAGUUGAUGGUACCCCCUCGACUCUCCAGCUGCGCUCAUUUCCGCUCUCUGUCCUUGGCCUAAUUAUGACUGCAGCAGCAGUCAGUGGUUUGUAAUGUAGCAGAGGAUGUGAAGUCCAGUGUUGGUGCAGGAGGUUAGGCUAGCUGUGCUACUGCUAGUGGAGUAGACGCCCAGGAGAGGUUUCCUGCUGCCCUGCCAGGUGCUCCUCCUAUGAGGGCCUCAUAGUAACAGUACUUAUUAAGCACGGACUCUCACUGUAACAAAGCUGGGUUGAGGAAAGAACUGGCUGAACUGAACCUGUCUGAUGCCCUUUUUUACUUAAAUUGUCUCUGUAAAAGGCAAGGUUUUAAAAGCAGAAAGUACUACAUGAACACGUUAUAAUAGUGAUGUGUUCAACAUGUUUCUCUCUUUACUCCCUGAACCCCAGAGCAUCUCCUAUCAGGGAAAGGCCUCUUUCUGCGGCGUGUUCAUUAUUCUAUAGAUUUCAUUUGGUAUUUUUUCCUAUUGUAAAGGUCCUGUUUUGAUUCAAUUCACCAGGGCAGUGGUGGAAAACGUACCCAAUUGUCAUACCUGAGUAAAAGUAAAGAUGCCUUAAUAGAAAAUGACUCAUGUAAAAGUGAAAGUCACCCAGUAAAAUACUACUUGAGUGAAAGUCUCAAAGUAUUUGGUUUUAAAUGUACGUAUGUGUCAGUAUCAGAAGUAAAAAGUAAAAGUAUAAAUCAUUUCAAAUGGAUUAUUUAAGCAAACAAAAAGGCACAUUUUAGACUUUUUUUUUUUUAAUGGGGCACACUCCAACACUCGGACAUAAUUUACAAAUAAAGCAUUUGUGUUUAGUGAGUCUGCCAGAUCAGAGGAAGAAGGAAUGAUCAGGGAUGUUCCCUUGAUAAGUGAGUGAAUUGGACCAUUUUCCUGUCCUGCUAGCCAUGCAAAAUGUAAUGAGUACUUUUGGGUGUCAGGAUAAAUGUAUGGAGUAAAAGGUACAUUGUUUUCUUUAGGAAUGUAGUAAAGUAAAAGUUGUCAAAAAUAUAAAUAGUGAAAUAGUAAAUUACAGAUACCCAAAACAACUACUUAAGUAGUACUUCAAAGUAUUUUUACUUAAGUAUUUUACACCACUGCACCAGGGUAUAAAGAAGCCAUUGAUUAGGAAUGACCUCAAGUAAGUUGAAUGUCAGAGCAAACAAACUGGCCUAUUUUUAGGUGGCAUAACACUGAAUAUUGGUCAUUAGAAUGAGUGCCUGCUGCACGCUGCUGGAUAACGAAGUAUCUAACUACUUAAAGAAAGUAUUGCUUAAUGCUCUGAACUAUGAUAGUGGAGUGUAAAUAUCCAGUAGGCCUGACUCCCUUACCUGUACAUACGUAGCUGUUUUAUCAUCAGCUGUAGAUUGAAUGAAAUAUCAAGUGUAUGGUGGGUUACAUUUUCUAGGCUAUUACCAGCCUAGCGGCCCAUUCAGUCACAGUAAGCUUUAUGUGUUUGUGUCACCAUCCCUGUUGGAUAACUCUGGAACUUUCUGUUUACAGCUCUUUGCGAUAAAAUGUUCCCCUCUGAAUCAUAGGCACCACUGUGUAAUGGUGCCACACAGCCCGUCCCCCUCUCGCCUCCCCACUAAACAGGACACUCUCUGUCAGGCAGCUACACCAGCAACUCCCACACUAAAGUCCCUUUGAAAUGCAAGUUCGUUUUUUUUUUGUGUACUUAGUGUAAUAUGCAGUGUGCAGCUUAAUAACCCUCAGAUUCACUGGAGCAAAAAGCAGUGUCAGUAGGUAUGGUUGCCUUGGCCCAUAAUCUGUUUGUCUGAUUCAAUUUUUGGAUUGGGAGGAGAAUCAAAGUAUUUUCAAUUGAUGUAGGCUAUAAGUAGCCACAGUGUAUUGGGUAAAAGGAAGGAUUCAUUUUGAAAUGGACUGUGUGUAGGUGGUCUGGAUUCUCAGUUCCAGUAGAUGGUUUAUAAUGAAUGUCUUGUCACAGCCUAGUAGUUAUGUCCUGGGAUUCUAUUUAUUUUUCUAUGCAUUGCAUGUGUAUUGUGCCUGGUUGUCAUGCAAUUAUUCCAAAACUCCUAACCUUGUGUAGGUGGGUGUGCUUCGCACUAUCAGGUGAUUCUGCAGUAGUUUUGGGUUACAGCAUGGGCUGACUGAUUACAGUGGGCAUGCAUACCUCUCCUCUCAGAAAAGGUGCGCCUGUCUCUCUGUACCUGACUAUAGCACACCUGCUCAUGUCAGUCAGCCACACAAUGGACAGGUUGUUGCAGUGCUGUGGAGAGCUCUGCAGAGGGGGUCUCUUCUCCUGGUUGCUUUCAUCACUCCUAUUAGACUGGGUGAAGGAAUGCACAGGCCACGGGUUCCCUCUGCUCUCCUGCUUGGGUAGCCAUCAGGUUAGGCCUAAAUGAGGCCCUUUUGUCUCUUAAUGGGUGCAGGAGCGCCACACCUGCAUUAGGCUAGCACAAGUUUACUUAUCAUGCUCUGCCCUGGGGCCUCGUGGAGGAGCGUACUGGAGGAGAGAUGCACAGAUGUCUACCCCCAGUCGUGAAUCCAUACGUCCAAUGACCAGGCCCCCUGACAUCAUCCUUUUCACAGCUGUCUUGCUCAACUGCCUUACAGGAAUGUACAAAAUGUAACGUAUUUAAAGAAUUGUUGUGUAAUCAGUAUUCUCUCUUAUACAUGUACAAUUAUGGGCAUUUAGCAAACAAACAAGUGCUCUUUGAAUGGACCAUUUGAAGGGUUACUGAUGAUUGAGUGUGUGAGUGUACCAGCCAAGGUUUUUAGGACACUAGUGUGAGGAAUUCAGUGGAGGCCUGACCUAUAGAGCGGGUGUCAUGAGCUGGGUUAGGGUGCAUCACAUGUGCACAGCUGACUCUACACUGGGUAGAUGUUUACCCAAAUACAUGUGACGUUGCUCCCACAGUCACUGUUAUAUACUGUACCUCAGAAUGCAAGUCACAUGCAGUACUUGUCAGACAGUUAUGUACGAGUGUCUUUUUUUUAAUUGUCUGCUUUUAGUGAAGAAAAUAGUAGUAGUACUUUAGAGGACUCUCAUUAUACAGUACACCAGUCUGAUAAAGUUGACUUGAUGAAACUGUCUGUUUGCUAUGAUACGGUAUGGAAUACUUACUCACACCCACAAACCCAGUUACACUGAUUUACGUGUUCAGGGCAGGUCUGUUUGGAUUACUGACUGUCAGUCUUUAGGACAUUAGAACACCUCUUCCUGAGUGCUGUGUAGAUACUGUAGACUUCCUGUUUACCCACUUCUUCACCAAUGAUACAUGAGUAUACCCAUCAUCAUUGGCCCUUCUCGGCACUACACAGGGUACUUACAGGCAUCAGGGCUGCCAACAAUAUCAACAUGUCCACAGACCAUCUACAGACUGUGAGUAGACCAGAAAUCAAGCUGUUAUAAAAGCCUCCAAAUUAGUAAAGCUGCUAACUACUGUCAUACAGUAUAGAUGGGUCAGACUGCAGACACAGGAGUGGAUAGGAGUAAAUCUGGGUGGUUGUUUGUUGGUGUAGAUUAAGACUAGGCUGAGUAGAUUAAGACUAGGCUGAGUAGAUUGAAACUAGGCUGAGUAGAUUGAGACUAGGCUGAGUAGAUUGAGACUAGGCUGAGUAGAUUGAGACUAGGCUGAGUAGAUUGAAACUAGGCUGAGUAGAUUGAGACUAGGUUGAGUAGAUUGGAAAGGGACAGCAUUGAUAAAUCGCCAGGGCUCCUGACACCCCUGUUUUGGAAAUGUUUGUCAAUCUGACAAACAAUGGCUGGCUGAAGGCCAGGGGGGACUUGCCAAACCACGGCCAGCACACACAUCCUGCCUUUGUGGGCCAGGAAUGCCAGGAAUCUAGACAGCUGCCCUCCUCCUCCCACCCCUCCCUCCCCAAAAAGGUGCUCUCUCUCAAACAUCCCCAGUGUCCCAGUGGUUUCAGCCCAGUAGCCUGGGUGUCUGGGUGUUUGUGUAAGGCGCUGCUUGUGGCUCACCUCUCUCUCCCUCCAUUCCUCCUCUCUCUCCACAGUGCUCCUCCGUCCUCACAUCAGUGGCAGGCAGGUUAGUAGCAACACCUGCUCUCUGUGUUUCACCUCUGCUCCCACCCACUGAUCUUUAUCCACACUGAGAUUCCUGCUGCCUCAACUCUCAACACAUCCAUGGUGGUUUUUAUAUUUGGUUUUUCAUUUUGGUUCAUUCCUUACAAUUCUUGAAUUACUGAAACGGUUUUGUAUUCAAAGAUACUUGUAUUAUACUUUUUUUUUUUACAUUAAUUUUAUUUAAAGAGCACAAAGAGCAUGUAAAGUGCAUACACAACAUAUCUUUGCAGUCUUUACAAAGGAGCGUAGUGAGAUUCACAUGUUAAGGGUACAUUCUGGCUGUAUAAAGCAAACAUUUCAAAAGUCUCAAUAAGAAUACAAUAUGUAAAAACCACUUAAGAAAAAUAACAUAAACAAUCAAACACAAAAACCCAGAAGUGACAGAAUAAGACCAGUACGAUAUGACAGGAACUUUGACCAGACAUCUUCAUACCUAUGCUGUCUAUGUUGAAAGAUUGGUGUAAUUCUCUCCAUGACAGCAAGUUCCACCCAUAGGCCUAACCAUUUCCUUUCUGCUGCUAAAAGAUAUUCUAUCAAUUUAAGUGGAGAGGAGUGGAGUGUAUCCACAGGAACAAUACCUAAGAGGAGAUGACAUGGGCCUGGUUGAGUAAUAAUAUGUGUGAUGUCCUAUAUAAAAUGGAGAAUUUCAGACCAAAAAGACUGGAUUUUCAGACACGUACAAAAUAUAUGUGAUUAAGACACAUGUUUUUUCUGAACCGUUAUUAUUUAUAUUUCGUUUGAAAUUUUUUUGGGGGGGGGGGAUCUGCUUUUGCAGAAGAAGCUGUGUUGUGGUUUUGUCAAGGUGAACUGGGUUAAGUGAGGACAGGUCUGACAAAAUUGAGCAAGGAAAAACAGAAACAGGUCCUAGUUAUUUUCUUUGCUUUCUCCUGUGGUGUGAGAGUCUUGCUAUAUUCACACUCACUCCUCUCUGUCUCGCUCUGCAGGUUUUCAGUGGUCUCAUCAAAUGUUCUAAAUUCCGUUUCCUGUGUUUCAUAACAAUGAGAGCCAAGGCCUAAUGCAGGGCCUUCCUGCCCUCGAACAAAACACUUUUUAUGUCCUGCUGGUAUGACAAUGGGAAUGUUUCGUUUUUCCUACCAAACAUGGGAACCUGUAGAAGAGCCUUUGUUUCCUGGAAUGUGGCCAUUAGGAAAGAGAUGGAGGGAACACAGGAUAUGUGCCCUGCCCUGGGCAAUGCGUUUCAAUGGGAUGGCUGGGGCCAGAGGAGUUGUACGCAGGGAUUUUCUCUGCUAUCUGCAUCACCACUUCCCCUAUUAAAGUGGAUUCUACGCCAGAGUGGGAUUCCCCACUCGUUUUUUCCGUUACACCUGCACUUGUUUUUUUUCUGUUGACAGCAUCAGUCUUACUUGACCCCCAUUGUCAAAUACCGCUCAUACGCCAGAAUGUAGCUACUGUGUCACUCGACAGUAUGGGAAUCCCGCAGCCCUGGGUUCAAAUAGUGUUUGUGUUCAUUCAAAUACAAAUAUUUAAAGGACGUGUUACUUUUUAACCUCAUAUUCAUUAACUCAGCACCACACCAGUGUCUACAUAUGGGAAAAUGGCAUGUUUCUAUGUUCAGUGAUUACAAAGAUAAGAUUAAAGGUCCUAAUGAAGGCUUCUCUGUGACAUCACAGUGUAGGGUUAAAAGUUGUUGUUUUUUACGUUGAUUUUUCAAACCUGCAACAAGUUUCUAGCCAGAUGGAAGAUGUUUUCUAGCUCCCCACGUCACCGCGAAUCUCAUAGUGUUUUUCAAAAUUGUAACUUUGGAUGACGUCAUGGGAUAGAACUUUUUAAAUGUUUGAUUUUUUCUACUAAAUGUAGAAAUGCAUCAUUUUCACACAUGUAGACACUGGUACUGUGAAAAUGGAGAUAAUGAAAAUGAGGUUAAAAAGUGGUUGCCCUUUAAGCUGCACUUGAUUGAGCUUUCAAGGCAAAAUGGGACUGAUGGGGAGAAUUUAAAUUGCAUACUCCUACUCCUCCCGUCCUCUCCCUGCCUCCUUCUCAAAACCCAUUCGAGGAGAAGGUUAGGGUGGAGGGAAAUCUGGCUUCCCAUCUAAUGGGUUUUAAGAGGGAGGCGAGGAGAGAGGACAUGAGGAAUAUGCAAUUGAGAUUCUCCCAUGGAAUAGUCCCAAAAGUGCAAACCACACCAAUCUGGCGCUAAAGAAAGGCUCAAUCAAAUGCUCAACCUAUUUGAAAGAAAUCAAAUACUAUUUGAAGCCACUCCACACUUAGCUUACUUAUUAUGGAUUUAUCAGCAAUGAUCUUUUCUUGUAGUUUCUCAAUAGCAUUGGGGACAUAUGAUAGUAAGCUGUCAGUGCACUGAAGUGCCUACAGAGUUGUUUCGUAAUAUAACCAUGGUUUCUCAGUAUGGUAAUGUAGCAAUGGUGCAAUUUCUUCCUCUCCUACUCCACUCACUCAAUCCCCCCUUGAUUCACUUUCUCUUCCUCCUUGAGAGGAGAGCUGAUGUCACAGGGAGGUGGCGGUCUGCCCAUGUCUAUAAGUACAGGCACCACAGAGGGAAUCUCUAUAUGAAGUGGAGCUAACCCAGCUGAGCAGUGCUGACCCAUGCUGAGAAAAGACACUGCAGGAGAACAAAGAAACACUAUCGACUGGUGUACCUUUUUAGUGCGCUCAAACAGAUGAAGGAAUAAGUGAACUGACAGACAGACUUCUCUCCUCUGGACUCAGGUGCAGGCUCUGGACAGUAUAUCAUCACAGACACUAGGCAUCUAUUCUAGAAUUAACAACCUCCAGGGCGGAAUCUUUAUCUCUAAUUUAAAUUGUGUAAUCUACACCUUCGGGAUGUUUUCUCUGGUUAGUUUGAGACGGACCGUCUCCACACUAUUCGUUCUCCUCUCCAGUGCUGCUGUCAUGGUGGAGAGUGACUGUCCUACCCAGUGCUCCUGUGGCCCCUCACCGCCAUCGUGCCCAGCGGGCAUUAGUUGGGUGACAGAUGCCUGUGGCUGCUGUAAGGUGUGUGCCAGGCAGUUCAACCAGGACUGCAGCCCCAGCCAGCCCUGUGACCACAUCAAGGGCCUGCACUGCCACCUGGGGGCUGGGGGAGACCCAGAGAGAGGCCUGUGCCGAGCGGAGGCCCAGGGCCGGCCCUGUGAGUUCAACGGGCGUGUCUACCAGCAUGGAGAGGACUUCCAGCCCAGCUGCCAGCACCAGUGCAGCUGCAUGGACGGGGUGGUGGGCUGCAUGCCACUCUGUCCCCAGCAGGUACCCUUGCCCGACUGGCGCUGCUCCCAGCCAAGGCUGGCACGGCCCUGGGGCCGCUGCUGUGAGGAGUGGGUCUGUGAUGACAAAAAUAACAUCAGUGAGGACCCAGAGGAACCUCCACAGGCAGCCCUACCUGACCCACAACCCCUCCCAAACCACAUCAACAACCAGCUCCAGGCCCAAGCCCUGGCCCAGCCACACUAUCAGGCCAGCACUGGAGUCACCUUUAGAGAGUUGGUGUCCCUCCCCAGGUCCCAGGUGUUGCUAAGCGCCAGAUGCCUCCCUCAGACCACUGAUUGGACGGAAUGUUCCACCACGUGCGGGAUGGGCAUCUCAAGCCGGGUGACCAAUAACAACGCAGAGUGUCGGCUGGUCAGAGAGACACGACUCUGUCAGGUCCGCCAAUGUGACCUGCCGCUUACCCCAGCAAUCAAGAGGGUAAAGAAGUGCCAGCGUACAGUGCGGCCCCAGGAGCCAAUCAGGAUCAACUUUGCUGGCUGCUCCACAACACGCCGCCAUCGACCUCACACCUGUGGCUUCUGUGCGGAUGGGCGAUGCUGCACCCCUUCACUGACCCGCACCGUCCGCCUGCGCUUCCAAUGUCCCGACGGAGAGGGCUUCACACGCAACGUCAUGUGGAUCCAGAGCUGCAGCUGCAAGAAGAGCUGCCACAAUCACAGUUCCCCCUCAAGGCCCUCUGUCAGCCUGCACAAUGACAUCCACAACUUCAGGCACUGAGGCAAGCUUAGGAGGAUGCCCAAACCUAGCCUCAACACACUAGACAGGGCUACUGCAUGCUAACCUCUCCCCAUCUUCCACCCACCCUCUGCCCAGGGAUAGCCCUGCCUUUCAGUCCCUUCCUGGACACCAGCCUCUCCCUCCUGCACCAGCGCCAGACUAUGGGAGAGAGAGCCUCGGCUAGGUGGCCGUUCCAUCCAACCAGGCAGAACUAUCGCUUGCACUUUAAGCUUCCUGACACGUUGCCACAAGUUAUCUGAUAUGAGAGGUGUGGAGCAACUGCUCUCCACAUCCAGGUCCAGUGUCCCUUCCUUGUUGAUGACACAGUCACAGAACUGUUCUGGUGGAGGGGGAGGGACAGCACUGAGCACAACAGACUAUGGAUGGCCUGAUGUGACUUUCUUGAUGUAAUUUUGAACUUGUAAAUGAAUCAGUUUGGUUGUCUGCUUUUCCCCCUCAUUAUUUAUAAUUUGUAUUUGUUAACAUUGUCAAGUUCCUCUAUAACCACAGAGGAACAAGGGAAAAGGAAUGUAUAUGUAUGUAUGUGAAAGACAUACAUCACUUUUUGUCAUAAUAGAGAUGUGUAAAUUAGUGAGGCCAGUGAAUGUGUAAGGAUGUGAUGAGUGACGACCAUGGGCAAUCUCAUACAUUCAUGAAGUGUUUUGUCUGAUACAUCGAUGGUAGAAAGAGGACAGGAUAUCAUUCUACAAAUUCAUCAAUGAUUGUAAUUAACUGUAUAUUACAUUGUGUAAAGGUCAGUGUUUAUGUGUGUGAGAGAAGAUGAAAGGGCGAGAAACAGAGUGUUUACAUGUGUGUAUUUGUGUCAUAUGACAGAGUAUAGUGUACAGACUUCACUCUUAGUGGAGUGGCAAUUGAUGGAGAUCACCUCAUUUUCCGGGGUGUGUUUUUAUUGCCUCAUAGUAUAGAGACUUGUACUGGAGGGAAGAUUGUAUUUGAUAUAUUUAAGAUUUCUAUAUUGUUUGAAUUCUUAUCAAUAAUACUCUGAAAAAUUGAAUAAAAACAUUCAACAUGU
Molecule: messenger RNA, 9394 nt
Organism: Oncorhynchus nerka (sockeye salmon)
Lineage: Eukaryota; Metazoa; Chordata; Actinopteri; Salmoniformes; Salmonidae
Product: CCN family member 1-like
Exons: 5
Coding region: 7204-8361 (385 amino acids)
Biological process (GO): signal transduction; cell adhesion
Cellular component (GO): extracellular region; extracellular matrix
Molecular function (GO): integrin binding; heparin binding
Source: RefSeq, a predicted model, not a curated record